ACAAAUGGGAACGUGCGAGAGAAUUAGAAAAUGCAUUGCACAACUUGCAAAAAUUGCAAUUGUUUUGCACACAGUAUUUUUGUUUAUUUACAAUUUUGCUCAACUUUAUAAAAAUUAGUUUUUUAAAUUGUAAUCCGUUCUAUAAUGUAUUAAGGUGACGUAAAUGAAAUACGAAAAAGAUGGAAUUGAGUCCAGCUCGACGAGUAUGCUACGAACAGAUGAAGGCGCUCGUAGACUUCAUGGGGCAGCAUGUGGAAUUCGCGAAGGGCGAGAUGCGCGGUAACGUCGCAAGGCACAAAUCCAAGACUCUCUGGGCCGAGCUGACCAAGACCGUUAACGGAAUUGGCGGAACUAAGAAGACUCCUGAUAUGUGGAGCAGAUAUUGGAGUGACUUUAAAAACAAGUUAAAGAAGAAGUUGAAGCUCCUAGAGCGUGCCAAAAGGCAAGGCGAUAGCUCCGAGGUUGUCAAACCUUUAAGCAAACUAGAGAAGAGAGUUGUGGUCAUUUUGGGUGCCAAGUUUGCUAAAGUCAGAAACAGAAGACGGGAGGACUGGGACAACUCUUUUCAAAAGCUGUUAACAGUGAAGGUAGAAGACUACCAAGAUAAUGGAGAAUUAUGCAAGGAGCCCAGUGAAACCAGUGAUAGAUUAUCAGAUGGCGAGAAAGAUGGUGCGAGUGAGGAAUUCAGUGCUGACGAGAAUAGUGAAGAUGUUGGACAAGGCAACAGUGAAAUGUCACUACAUAACAUAUAUCCCAAGUGGCUAGUAGAGGUAGAAAAGAAACGCGCGGAAGCGGAGCUCACACGCGCGAAGGCAGAGGAACAACGAGCCGGCAUCGCAGCCAAAACUGCAGAAGCAGCUGUUACACAGGCAGAGGCCUUGAAAAAGCUGUCUGAAGCCGCGGCUGUACAGGCCGAAGCGCUCAUGCGAAUUGCAGUAAUGCUGGAGAAUAGAAAUCACCAAGAUUUAUUACCAAUAUGAUCUGAGUUUGAUAAUCUUUUAUGAAAAGUCAGCAAAUGGUAGAUUCAGAUAUGGAAUUCUUGUGUGCAAUAUGGUCACGCGUUAUAGCCCUCUAAAAGAAGUACCUUACCUUGCUGCUUUUGCUUUCACCAGUGGCAACACAGAAAAAAUGUGUCUGUGGUUUGACUGGCAUGGUGUUCCACUCCUAUACAUGAGUAGAAGGAAAUGUUAUAAUAAUAUACAGUAUAGUCUGUAUAAGAUUAAGAAAUGUGAUACUGUGAAGAACAAGUAGG
Molecule: messenger RNA, 1252 nt
Organism: Hyposmocoma kahamanoa
Lineage: Eukaryota; Metazoa; Arthropoda; Insecta; Lepidoptera; Cosmopterigidae
Exons: 6
Coding region: 180-980 (266 amino acids)
Source: RefSeq, a predicted model, not a curated record